This is a messenger RNA of Penicillium verhagenii, 1794 nucleotides long. RefSeq lists its product as uncharacterized. Gene Ontology annotation, cellular component: cytosol. The transcript has 2 exons. The record is from RefSeq and is a predicted model, not a curated record. Gene Ontology annotation, molecular function: glycerone kinase activity; ATP binding. Gene Ontology annotation, biological process: glycerol catabolic process. NCBI's taxonomy places the organism in Eukaryota, Fungi, Ascomycota, Eurotiomycetes, Eurotiales, Aspergillaceae. The coding region runs from base 1 to 1794 and encodes 597 amino acids.
AUGUCUACCAAACAUUACUUUCCUUCUACAAGUGCCAAUUCAUUGGUGCCGAGAGCCUUGAGAGCUCUUGUAUCGGCGAAUGAUCAUUUGGUACUGAAUGACGCAGAGAGAGUUGUCGGUAAUGCUUUCCAUGAUGAUUCAAAGGUUAGCAUAAUCGGUGGAGGUGGCUCGGGACAUGAGCCCGCGUGGAGUGGUUAUGUUGGUGAUGGACUGCUCUCGGCUGCGGCAUGUGGUGAUAUUUUUGCGUCGCCGAGUGCAAAGCAGAUUCUGACUGCUAUCCGCAUGGCACCUUCGAAGGAAGGUAUCAUAUUGUUGAUCACAAACUACACUGGCGACCGUCUGCAUUUCGGCCUUGCCGCUGAGAGAGCAAAGGCCGAAGGGCUGGUUAAAAACAUCAUCCUCUUACCCGCCACGGACGAUGUUUCCAUUGGAAGAAGUAAGAAUAGCCAUAUGGGAAGGAGAGGAUUACCAGGUCAUAUUUUCACAAUGAAGAUUAUCGGGGCGGCGGCCUCGGAGGGAUACUCGUUUGAGAGUACUCUUGAACUCGGAAGAGCAGUCAAUGCACAGACUGUCACUAUUGCUUCAGCACUUGAUCACUGUCAUGUACCAGGUCGAGACCAGCAAUCUUCGGUCCCUGACGAUGUUUGCGUCGUUGGUGCUGGCAUCCACAACGAACCCGGCCAACUUGUCCUGAAUCCAGCUCCGUCUGUGGAGGAGCUUAUCGAGCGCUGUCUUAAGCUUCUUUGUGACGAAACCGAUGCAGAGCGGGGAUUUGUCAAGUUUGAACAAGGUGAUGAGGUCGGUCUCCUAGUAAACAAUUAUGGAGGUCUUUCAGUUCUCGAGGCAUCCGCUCUGACGGAUGAGAUUCAAAUUCAAUUAAGCUCACGGUGGGGAAUUUCACCGUGUAAGACAUUCUCUGGUCUAUUUGAAACGUCUCUGAACGCGCCUGGAUUUUCAAUUUCCUUGUGCAACCUCACCGCUGCAGCUCGACAAUCAAACGAAUCUGCCUCGACCUUAAUCCGAUACUUGGACAGUGCCACGAGCGCCGUGUCCUGGCCGAACACGACGCGUCCCUCUCAUUCUCAGCAAAAGACUGCCGUCGCGCACACAAACGGACACACAAACGGACACCAUGUUGAGCAUGCGUCGAUCGGCAUGGACCCUUCACUACUGGAGAAGGCCAUCCGCACAUCAUGCGAAAACGCAAUUACAGCCGAGCCAAAGUUGACACAGUGGGAUAUGGUGAUGGGAGAUGGAGACUGCGGUGAGGCUGUUAAAGCUCUAGCCGAAUCGGUCUUAUCUAGAGUUAACUCCGGCUGUGCUAAAUCUGGCAACGUGCUUGAUGUUAUUCAAUCAAUUUUGAAGUCCGUUGACGACAUGGGCGGAACCCUCGGAGCAAUUCUUGGUAUUCUUUUGUCUGCUCUUGUGACGGCUUUGAUGAAGAAUCUCAAUGAUGGCAAGAUCACCCCGAACACGCCAAGUUUCUAUGCCACUGCGCUUGCAUCAGCGGUGACAGCAUUGAAGUCGCAUACGGGUGCCAGAGAAGGUGAUAGAACUGUCAUGGAUGUUUUGCUCCCAUUCAAUGAUGAAUUUUCACGCUCGGGCAACUUUGUAUCAGCUGUAGGUAUUGCUGCAGAGAAGGCAGAGGGCACGAGGUACCUUCAAGCAAAGUUUGGUCGUGCGACGUAUGUUGGAGAGGCAUCGGGCCAGGAAUUACCAGAUCCAGGAGCCUGGGCUUUGUACGAGAUUGUCGCUGGUUUGGCUCAGGGGCUUGGACUCCCUGUGCCGAAUUAA